Messenger RNA from Papaver somniferum (opium poppy), 2145 nucleotides. RefSeq names its product cyclic nucleotide-gated ion channel 4-like. The record is from RefSeq and is a predicted model, not a curated record. The transcript has 7 exons. NCBI's taxonomy places the organism in Eukaryota, Viridiplantae, Streptophyta, Magnoliopsida, Ranunculales, Papaveraceae. Bases 1 to 2145 code for a protein of 714 amino acids.
AUGGCAAGUCAUGAGCUAGGAACUUCAAACAUGCAUAAUUUAAGUACCGAUGAAGAUGAUGACGAAGAAGAGAUCAUUACCGACAUAGAAGAUUUCGAUGAUGAAGAGGAUGAUCAUCAGAGUACUUUAUACGGGUUUAACGGAAGAAACACUACACACGGAUUAACAAGAAGAGAAGGUGGUGGUUAUUGGUUGAAUAGUAUUACAGGAAUGAAAUUGUUUGAUCCAAGAAGUGUAUGGAUUCGAGAAUGGAAGCGAGUUUUCUUACUCGUGAGUGUAAUAGGAUUAUUCGUAGACCCGUUAUUCUUUUACUCCUUGUCAAUAAGUGACACUUAUGUGUGUCUGUUCAUUGAUGGAUGGUUUGCCAUUACAGUAACUGCACUUCGUUGUAUGAGUGAUGCUUUACAUGUUAGGAAUAUAUGGUUACGGUUCAAAUUGGUUAAAAACCGAUCAGAUUAUCAAACCAAGAAAGACGGUCACGUUGGCGAUAAUGGUAACGAUCAAGAAGUAAGAACUAAUGACAGUAGUGGUUAUAAUACUGAGAACCACCAUCACAAGAUUAAUAGUACUAGUACUGCUAGAUCAUUAGCACUCGAUUACUUGAAGGCUAAGAACGGUUUCUUUUUCGAUCUCUUCGUAAUCAUUCCUUUGCCUCAGGUCGUGUUAUGGGUGGUAAUACCGAGGCUAUUGGAAAGAGGAUCAACCACCGAAGUAAUGACGGUAUCGUUGAUUAUGUUUCUUUUCCAGUAUUUACCCAAGAUCUAUCAUACUAUAUGUCUUUUACGACAGAUGGAGAGCUUCUUCUCCGGUUACAUUUAUGGAACUGUUUGGUGGGGUAUUGCUCUCAACAUGCUAGCGUAUUUUGUGGCUUCCCAUGCAGCGGGUGCAUGUUGGUACUUGUUAGGGAUUCAAAGGGCAGCAAAGUGUUUGAGUGAACAAUGCAGAAAUACACAAGGAUGUGGAUUAAGCACAUUGGCUUGUGGUAACGUUAUCUAUUAUGGGACUACAUUAUCUUCCACGUUUAAGGACAGAGCAAGAUUGAUUUGGGCUGAGAAUAAAAAUGUUAGAUCUAUGUGUUUAGAGAGUUCUGAUAAUUUUGAGUAUGGAGCUUAUAAAUGGACUGUUUCCCUUGUUACUAAUGACAGCCGACUUGAAAAAAUUCUAUUCCCCAUUUUCUGGGGCUUAAUGACACUAAGCACUUUUGGGAACCUUGAGAGCACAACAGAAUGGCUAGAAGUUGUGUUCAAUAUCAUCAUCAUCCUUAGCGGGCUUAUGUUAGUGACAAUGCUGAUCGGUAAUAUCAAGGUUUUCCUUUACGCGACUACAUCCAAGAAACAAACGAUGCAUUUGAAGAUGAGGAAUAUCGAAUGGUGGAUGAAAAGAUGGCAGUUACCACAAGGUUUCAGGCAGAGAGUACGGCGAUAUGAGCGUCAACGGUGGGCGGCCAUGCGUGGUGUCGAUGAAUGUGAAAUGAUCAGAAACCUACCUGAGGGUCUCAGGAAGGAUAUCAAAUAUCAUCUCUGCUUAGACCUUGUUAGACAGGUACCCUUAUUUCAGCACAUGGAUGACCACGUGUUAGAGAACAUAUGUGAUAGAGUGAAAUCCCUCAUAUUCCCAAAGGGAGAACAGAUAACAAGAGAAGGAGAUCCAGUUCAGAGAAUGUUGUUUGUAGUAAGAGGUCAUUUACAAAGUAGCCAAGUACUAAGAGAUGGGGUAAAGAGUUGUUGUAUGUUGGGUCCAGGCAACUUUAGCGGAGACGAGCUUCUUUCAUGGUGUCUUAGAAGACCAUUCAUCGAACGCUUACCUCCAUCUUCAUCAACUUUAGUAACACUUGAAACAACAGAAGCAUUUGGUUUAGAUGCCGAAGAUGUCAGAUACGUAACACAACAUUUUAGGUACACAUUUGUUAAUGAGAAAGUAAAUAGGAGUGCAAGGUAUUAUUCACCAGGAUGGAGAACAUGGGCAGCUGUGGCUAUACAGUUAGCUUGGAGAAGGUAUAGGCAUAGAUUAACACUCACUUCAUUGUCGUUUAUACGUCCUCGAAGACCCUUGUCGCGAUGUUCAUCUUUGGGGGAGGACAGGCUACGGCUUUAUACAGCUUUGUUAACCUCGCCGAAGCCUAACCAAGAUGAUUUUUGCUUCUAA